AUGUCGGGCUCGGAGGAGCGGUACCGUGACCUGGACCGCGAUAGGAGGCGCGACCGCGACCGCAGCCGGGACCGUAGCCGGGACCGCGACCGCGACAGGCGGCGCGACCGCGACCGGCGCGACCGGUCACGCGAGCGCGAGCGGCGGCGCCGCAGCGACCACUCAGACGACGAGGAUCGCGACCGGCGCCGGCGCCGCGACUAUUCGGACGAAGAGGAGACGGACAGGCGCCGGCGCCGCGACGGCGACACAACCGCCGGCCCGCCACCGGCAGGGCCGCCGCCUGCCGGGCCGCCGCCUGCCGGGCCACCGCCUGCCGGGCCGCCUCCGGCAGGGCCGCCGCCGGCCGGUCCGCCGCCCGUCGGUCCGCCGCCGACGGGGCCGCCGCAGACCAACGGCGUGUCCAACGGCGAUGCUCCCAUGGCCAACGGCGGCGGCAGCUCCGCCGGCGGCGGGGGUGCCGAUGAGGAGGCUGCCGCGAGAGCGCAGGAGGAGGAGAUGGCGAUGAUGGCGGCGAUGGGCUUCCCGGCGAGGACGGAGAAGAUGAACAAGGCAAUCGCGAAGGAGGCUGCCAAGAAGGCGAUGAUGUAA
Messenger RNA from Emiliania huxleyi CCMP1516, 591 nucleotides. RefSeq lists its product as hypothetical. The transcript has 2 exons. Bases 1 to 591 code for a protein of 196 amino acids. Lineage: Eukaryota; Haptophyta; Isochrysidales; Noelaerhabdaceae. The record is from RefSeq and is a predicted model, not a curated record.